AUGAAGUGCGCUAGGAUCCCAUCGGUGACUGUGUGGCUUAUAUUGAUAAUUGGAAUUUGCAGCGAACUUUCUCAAACAUCAGCCCAAGAACAAGAGGUUGCGUCAUGUAUCCUAAAAGUACGUGAAACAGAAAAAAGAGUUCGAAAUGAGGUGAUAGAGGAACUGAAGAAAGAAAUGGAGGAGACAUUGAAAGGAAAGAUGCAGAGAAUUGAUCUCCUGGAGACUGAGAUUGCCCUGGAGAGGACACGACAACAGGUGAUUGAACAGAAGGUGGAGCUGUCUUAUAAGGGUCUGAUGAGACUUGAGAAUGCGUUGACGAAAUGUACGGCGCCUACUUCAACAACUCUUGCCCCAACUACAACAACAAAGAAACCAGACUGUCCUGUGGGAUACAAGAAGUUUCUGGACCACUGCUACCUGUUUGAAAUGGCGAAGGCCGACUGGCAGACUGCCCGUGAUAACUGCCUCGCUCAGGACGCGGACCUGGUCUCCAUCAACAACUGGGAUGAACUGGACUUCCUGCUGACUGAAAUAGAAGAACAUUACACGACCCGACGGCGAGACUCCUACUACAUAGGCGUGGUAUAUGACGAUGGGGAGUACAUGUGGGUGGACGGUACGCCUGUGACAUUUCGAUACUGGGCCCAAGGAGAACCAAAUUGUAUGGACACAGUCUGCAAGGCCUAUAUCUCGGAAUACAUGGGAUUUAAGUGGGCUGAUGCGCGAGCAAAUUACAAACUGUUCUAUAUUUGUGAAAGGAAUAUCAACUAGAGACACGCCUAUGUGUAAUCCAGCAUUAAACAUUACUUGAUGCAUG
Molecule: messenger RNA, 817 nt
Organism: Haliotis rubra (blacklip abalone)
Lineage: Eukaryota; Metazoa; Mollusca; Gastropoda; Lepetellida; Haliotidae
Product: perlucin-like protein
Exons: 3
Coding region: 1-771 (256 amino acids)
Molecular function (GO): signaling receptor activity
Source: RefSeq, a predicted model, not a curated record